CCUAUCGGAUCCAACUUUCGUCGCUUUUUCGUGCGUCCCGAAAUUUUGUAGAUUGUUGGAAAGGGGUGGAAAUGGGCGUAAACAGACGGAAAUUGGCAUGUCUAGCUAGCAGAAGACGCGCUACUGCAACUCCAUUGCAAUGCAGGGCAGGCUGCCAGUGCAAGCUUCAGCUUCAUGGCGAAAGGACUGACUGCAUAAGAACAGCCUCAUUGGAUUUUGUCAGCAUUGUCUACUUCGCUUCUUUGCGAAAUUCUCCAUCAUUCCACGCAGCUCAUUUCCAGUGCUAUAAAAACCUUCCUUCUGCUUUCAGAUGAGCACUCUCCUUCUUCCACGUUUGGCUCGCAGCCAGCUCGCAAACCUUUGCUCCUCCACGUCUUCAAGGAAAGCUAGCCCAACUCUAGAAAGCAUUCCACGUCGCUUAGCUGCUGCGUCCCACCAAAGCCCCCUGCUCCAAUCCAGAUUGACACAGCUUUCAGAAAGCAAAGGGCCUUUGACAGCAAAGCCGGUUAGGAAGCUGAGUAGUCCCAGCCAAGCUCUGGUGACACGGGCACUGAGGACACAAGUGGAGACUAGCCCAUCAAAAAACAUGUCGCUGCGUCUCAUCCCCAAUAAGGGACUGUACGUGUCUACCCCAACCUGGUGGCUUGAAAGCAGGUUCCACUUCAGUUUUGCUGAGCACUAUGAUCCCAAGCGGACCGACUUCGGAGUGCUGCGGGUGCUCAAUGAUGACCUGGUGCAGCCUCACUCUGGUUUUGGGACGCAUCCCCACCGCGACAUGGAGAUAUUCACCUACGUCGUGAACGGGGAGCUGUGGCACAAGGACAGCAUGGGCAUGGCGGAGUCCCUGCCACGCGGCUCCGCCCAGUACCUCAGCGCAGGGACUGGCAUUACACACUCCGAGAUGAAUAAUGGUGACAAACUGCUGCGCUUCCUCCAGAUCUGGAUCAAGCCGGACGCGCGCGGCUACAAGCCCAACUACGGGUCGCGGCAGUUCCCGUCCAAGGAGGUGCGCCACAACCAGCUGCAGCAGCUGCUGACCAGCUACAAGCGGGCCGCAUCGGAGGAGGACACGGGGAGCGGGGUCAUCCCCAUCCACCAGGACGCCAACAUCUACGUAUCUGAGGCGGACCCGGGAGUGAAGCAGGAGUUCACGCUGGAGAAGGGCCGCCAGGCGUACCUUGUGUGCAUUGAGGGGGCGCUCAGCGUGAACGGGACGGACAUGGAGGAGCGGGACGCUUUGGAGGCCGUCGCCCCCAAGACCGAUGCUCUUCCCUUGAACCUGGAGGCAGAUGCGCAGAAAGGCGCGCACUUCCUGAUGAUCGAGAUGGCCCAGCCGUAGGCCAUGGAGAACACAGCUUGCUGUAUACAAUAGAGUUAUGACAGCCGCAAAUGAGCUAGGCGGCUCUUGCGGGGUGCCAACAAUAGGUCAAAGAAAAGUUGGCUUGGUGGUUGUGGAAACGUUUAUAGGGGCUGGCUGAGUUGAGCUGUCGGGUUUAAGAUCUAGUUCAACAGCCAUAUUGCUUAGCUUAAAGUUAGACGUAAGUUGCAAGAAUAAAUACUUGGGCAUCCGCAUUCAAUUGCAUGCUGCACCUACGCACAGCAUUAGAGAGGUCGUAUAUUCUGAACUGGGACAUGUUGUGCAGACGGCCUAGAAUGUAACAUAAUCUGACGCCAGCAAUUGGUUGAGAACAUUUUGCAUUUUUAGGAAGUCUUGAGUCCCAACUGUUGCUACAUUCCAUCGAAGGGUCGGCUACUUGUUUGGGAUCGAACACAACGAACGAAUAAAAGUUUAAACUAGACACCCACCGGGCGACCUGAUUUUAUGCUGAUUGUAUACACAUGUUUCUUCGCUUG
Molecule: messenger RNA, 1854 nt
Organism: Klebsormidium nitens
Lineage: Eukaryota; Viridiplantae; Streptophyta; Klebsormidiophyceae; Klebsormidiales; Klebsormidiaceae
Source: the annotation of a GenBank genome assembly